Messenger RNA from Symphalangus syndactylus (siamang), 787 nucleotides. Its product is annotated as general transcription factor II-I-like. NCBI's taxonomy places the organism in Eukaryota, Metazoa, Chordata, Mammalia, Primates, Hylobatidae. Gene Ontology annotation, cellular component: nucleus. Gene Ontology annotation, molecular function: DNA-binding transcription factor activity. The record is from RefSeq and is a predicted model, not a curated record.
UUCACCAUGUUGGCCAGGCUGGUCUUGAACUCCUGACUUCAUGAUCUAUCUGCCUCAGCCUUCCAAAGUGUUGAGAUUACAGGUGUGAGCCACCAUGGCCAGCCUUUCUUUUCUUUUCAAAGCCACCCUUGGUGAUGAAAUGUAAAAUAUGCACCAGUGAAUAUUACUUUGCUGAAUAUUGCCUAGUGAAUAUUAAGUAUUUAUUCUCACCUUUCAGACAUGAACUUAUGAAUUCAACACAUGAAGACUUACAACUUGAUAAACCAGCUUUAGGAGCUGAAGCCUUGGGGAGCACUGAAGCCAAGGCUGUACCAUACCAAAAAUUUGAAACACAUGUGAAUGAGCUGAAUGUGGAAGGACUACCAGAAAACAUUCCUUUCAGAAGCCCCUCAUUACAUGGAAUCCCAAGGCUCGAAAACAUCUUUCAAUUGGGCAAUCGAAUUAAGUUUGUUAUUAAGAGCUUGGUGAAAGGUAGAUGUCAUACGUGAGAAGGCGGUGGAGUCAGGCACAUGAUGGAGCCUCGAAGAGUGGGAGGUGGCACCUGGCUGUGUGAGGAGGGCGUGAAGUCAUCCAUGGGAGGAACAGAUGCCAGCAAAGGAGGUGAGGAUGCGCAGAAGAGGAGGCUGAGCAGCAAGUGAAUAGAAGCGCUCAACCUCAGAGGAGGAGAGUCCCAUGUCUUUAUUGGUAGUAUUCUAAUGUGUUCAUACUGGAGUUAUUUUCUGUGGCUGAAUGGUUCAACUACUGAAAUGGGUGUGGGGUGGGGAACAACUCCUACUAAACCUUUGAG